Messenger RNA from Siniperca chuatsi (mandarin fish), 3670 nucleotides. RefSeq names its product BRF1 RNA polymerase III transcription initiation factor subunit a (gene brf1a). Gene Ontology annotation, molecular function: RNA polymerase III general transcription initiation factor activity; RNA polymerase III type 3 promoter sequence-specific DNA binding; TBP-class protein binding. The transcript has 19 exons. The record is from RefSeq and is a predicted model, not a curated record. Gene Ontology annotation, biological process: transcription preinitiation complex assembly; transcription by RNA polymerase III; DNA-templated transcription initiation. NCBI's taxonomy places the organism in Eukaryota, Metazoa, Chordata, Actinopteri, Centrarchiformes, Sinipercidae. Gene Ontology annotation, cellular component: nucleus; transcription factor TFIIIB complex; transcription preinitiation complex. Bases 327 to 2417 code for a protein of 696 amino acids.
CGACUUGACAGCGCGCCACCCCUCCGGGCCGAGUUGGUCUCGUCCGUGGCUGCCCAGCAUCAAACGCACAUGUUGGGUGUGUUGUGUUGAGGAUCGCAGCGACAUUAAAGCGUUUAGCAGACCUGUGCGCGCUGUCACGUUGCUGUUUGCUCCCUGCAGACCACAGCUACAAUGCGAUAAGCCUCACGGUCAAUGAGAAAUACUUUUAAAAAGCAAGAGUUAUUGUAGAAAACGGCGAGGAGGCUGACACGCGUCCCGGCGUGGCUGCAGGCAGCUACUGUCUGACUACACCGGACUGAAGGCUUUGAGGCUUGCCGUGCGACACCAUGAGCUCCAGGGCGUGCAAGAACUGCGGCAGCUCGGACAUCGAUGUGGACCAGGCGCGCGGCGAUGCCGUCUGUAUGGGCUGCGGCUCCGUGCUGGAGGACAACAUCAUCGUGUCCGAGGUGGAGUUUGUGGAGUCGGGAGGCGGAGGGUCGUCGGCUGUCGGACAGUUCAUCUCUGCAGAUGGUGGAGGUGCCAACCCCUCUUUCGGAGACGGACACUACACAGGUGUGGGGAGGGAGUCCAGAGCUCAGACGCUUUCGAGAGCAAGACAGAACAUCAACACUCUGGGCCACCAGCUGCAGAUGAACAAGCACUGUCUGGACACGGCCUUCAACUUCUACAAGAUGGCUCUCGCCAAACACCUGACCCGCGGCCGCAAGUCCUCCCACGUGGUCGCCGCCUGCCUCUACAUGGUAUGCCGGACCGAGGGAACGCCACACAUGCUGCUGGAUCUCAGUGAUCUCCUGCAGGUGAACGUCUACGUGCUGGGAAGAACCUUCCUCGUACUGGCCCGAGAACUGUGCAUCAACGCCCCGGCUAUAGACCCGUGCCUGUACAUUCCCCGUUUCGCCCAGCUGCUGGAAUUUGGGGAGAAGAACCACGACGUCUCCAUGACGGCGAUGAGGCUGGUGCAGAGGAUGAAGAGGGACUGGAUGCACACGGGACGAAGGCCGUCGGGACUCUGUGGAGCAGCUCUUCUCGUUGCCGCACGUAUGCACGACUUUCGCCGGACCAUCAAAGAAAUCAUCGGCGUUGUAAAAGUGUGUGAAAGCACACUAAGAAAAAGACUGAUAGAGUUUGAGGACACACCCACCAGUCAGCUGACCAUCGAAGAGUUCAUGAAGAUAGAUCUGGACCAAGAGUGUGACCCGCCCUGCUUUACAGCCGGACUGAUGAAGAAAAAAGUCCAUCAGCUGGAGAUCGAGCUGAAGAAAAAGAUUGAUGACGUUGAAGAUGAAAUUCAAAGCUACCAGGAUGAAAUAGACGCAGAGCUUCAGACCAGUAGGCCCAAACUGAGAGGAGUUUACGCCGCCUACACUAAGGAAGACGGUGAAAAUGAGAACGACGACGGCUUCUCCACAUUGUGUAAGAUGGAAGACGUUGACGAACCAGAAGAGGAAGAAGAGCUUCAGGCUGUGGCCAAGCACUUUGGCAAAGAACUCGGCGAGCUCACACUGGAGGCUCUCAUGAAACUAGAGCAGAAGAGACCAGAGGAGGACCAGGAGCAGGAGGAGGAUGUCCCGAAGCGAAAAGCCCCAUCGCUGGCGUCCAUCCUGGGCACGAUGCCCUCAGCAGCCACUCUCGGCCUCACCGAGUCCAUCGGCGGCUGCAUCGGAGACGGGAAGGAGAACGAUGGUGCUGCUGACAGUGGGGAGCUGGACCUGAGUGGGAUAGAUGACAGUGAGAUAGAGCUGGCUCCCUCUGCCUCUCUGCAGUAUCUGCUUAGUGACAAAGAAAUCAAAAUCAAGACGGCGCUGUGGAUGGCAGAAAACUCGGACUACCUCAAAGAGCAGAAAGAAAAGGAAGCAAAGAUAGCGAAGGAGAAGGAGCUCGGGAUCUACAAAGAAAAGAAGCCCAGAGGACCCGGGAAGAAGCGUCCCCCAAUCCAAGCCAGCACCGCGGACGAGGCCAUCGAGAAGAUGCUGGAGCAGAAGAGGAUCUCCUCCAAGAUCAACUACGAUGUCCUGAAGGACCUCAACAUCAAGCCCGGCGCCAGCCCAGCUCGCAAGGCCGAGUCCCCGAAGAAAGAACCGACUGUCACAAAACUGACUGGACGUAACCACAAACCUGCUCGAGCUCCACUCAGCCUCAGCACGCCGCUCAGCACCCUGGGAAAAAGGUUGCAGCCGUUCAUCAGCGGACAGCCCAACAAGAAGCUCGCUGUGGAGCAGAUUGCCAAUUCCAACCCCCUGCCGGUGCCUGUGGGGGCCCCCGCCAGCGGAGUGGUGGUGGAGAGUGGGCCGGUCCUCUAUGAUGAUGCAGCUGCUGAGGAGGAAGAGGAGGAGGAAGAGGAGACUUGUGUCAGCGCCAUGGAGAUGUUGGGCGGCAACGAUUAUGGCUGUGAUGGAGAUUACGACGAUGGAUUCUAGCAGUGGUCCUCCCCGGGUUAUUAUUCCCCAACUAGUACGGACAAUUUUGAAUCCUUCAGUGUAUCAAAUGUUUACUACCAGGGACACAACAUGGCUGCAGCUACAGAUGGGAGGAAUGAGGAAUUCCCAUCAGGAAUAAAUGGGGAGACGUGCAAGAAAACAAAAGUUGGAAAAAUCGCACUCCUUGUCCCAUUUGGCAUCCAAACUGGACUAAACUUGGAGGAUGCUGACAGAGAUGGUGAAGUGCAAAUGCUGAAGAAAUUAGUCUUCAGGAUGAUUUUUUUCAUUUUAACAACCGUGUCCCCUCUGCGUCGAAGCGUUUCCACCGAGGUGUAAUGUAGCAAAAAGAAAUGCCAAACAAAACGCAAAACGUAUCAUCCUUUAACUUGCCUUUUGCAUUCAUAACACUCAAGUAUUUAACAGCAUGUGACUUCCUCAAGCACUUCCUGACAACUAAUUCUGUCUCAAAUCUAUUACACUAUAAUGACAUGUACUUAAAGACGAGCAUCUAACAAUCAGGUAGCGUGAGAUCAAUCAUCAUUAUCAGUAUUUGCAAAGUACAGAAUGUAUUUUCCUGUCACUUCUGGUUCAGAUGAGGUUGAUCUUCAAACAAUCUCACAGCUCAGAUCAAUAUUUAUUAAUGCCUUAGGUGAUUAGUAGACCAACACAUGCUCUGCUUAAGCCAAAGUAUUACAAUGAGGUUGCCUUCGAACAAUGUGUGCCAAUGUUUGCUGAGAUGUUAUUAAAUCCAAACAUAGUGAGAUUUUAAUUCCAGAUCAAGUUACUAUAGGGAAUAUGAUGGUUUGAUUAGUUUUUAUGUUGCUGUUAAUUGGGUUUGGGCUUUUCUUAAUUGUUUUUUUUUUUUUUUUUGAUGGAAUUGAUUUUUAUGAUUAAUUUAUGAGAUUUUGUCAUUUAUGUUAAAUAUUAUUCAAAAUGUUCUGUCACAGGCCACAUAGGCGUUUAAAGCCAGGAUGUAAAUACAUUCUCUGCAAUAUUAUAUUUUCCAGAUGGAUGAGGGAGCCCAAUCAGAGAAUAGAUCUAUUUUGUAUUUAAGCUUUUAUGAUUUUUGUGUUGAAAAAUUAUACUUGGGAGGUGAAAUAGAUUGUGGCCUUUUUACUGUGUCCACACAACAGUAUUUAAUGAGGUGUCUUGAUUAACCUCGACUGCCUCUGUGUUGCUGCUACAAGUCAUGAUGUUGCAUCUGCAUAUUGUUGUGUGCAUUUGCUGCUACACUAAAGAUUUCACUAAAUGAG